AUGCCUCGAGCUCAGAAAGAAAAAAAAGAAAAGAAACAAAAGAAAGAAAAGAAACAAAAGAAAGAUGAGAAAGAUGAGAAAGAUGAAUCCGAAGAAGAACCGACUGAAUCCAAAACGGAAAAGGCCAAGUGGACUGAUUCCAAGGUUUGGUUCACAUUGAAUGAAUUCAUAUCCGAGAAAGAAAACGGCAACAUGAAUGGCACCACCUGGAAGCCAAUUGCAUUUACGAACGUCACCAACAGCUACAAUAAAGCGUAUCCAGAUGAACCUAUGACCAAACGGCAAAUUAAGAACAUGUACACUGGAAGAAAGAGUACAUACAGUAAGGCUCGAAGAUUGAAGAUGAACUCGGGAAUUGGCUGGGUUGACGGUGAAUGCUGGAUCGAUAUGCCAAAGCAAUGGUGGGAUGAGACUGGCGAUAAAGACAAAGAUGCCGGCGGAUUUCGAAACCAAUCUUUCAUUUUCUACAAUCAAAUGGACGAGUUACUCCAUACAUCGAAACCUGCCGGUGCACUACGUACUGGAACAAGCAGUGCUGUGCGAGUCAAAGCGAAACAAGUAGAGGAUGAAGAUGAAUCAGACGACGAUGAAUCAGACGACGAUGGAUCAGAUGAAGAACAAAAAAAGAAUAAAAGAAAAGCAGACAGUGAACCCAGAGAUGCUCAAGGAUUAACCGCAGCUGAACGAGCUCUAGAUGAUGGUUCUCAAGACAGCGAAGAUUCCAAUCAAAAGGUCACUAUCAAUUCAGGAGCUCGUGCGAGCAAGUCACAGAAAGGAAAGGGAAAAGCCAUCCGAGUCAAUCUCUCUGAUUCUGACUCAGAAGAACCUUCGGCUUCUCGAAAGAAACAACCUGCCUCAAAAAGUAGCAUCAAGAAGAAAACACCAGCGCGCCAGGUCAAGCCAGGCACGCUAGCAAAUGCCAUUGCUGAAGCUUCAAAGGACUCGGUCGAGAAGGCAAAGGAUGCCCUCAAACGCGAUGGACUCCGAGCAACCGCCUCAACCGAUCGUGAUCGAUCCAUUGAGGAAGCUGCUCGCAUCAAAUCUGAGAAAUUUCCGCAUCAACAGAAUGCUAUGAAAUUAUUCAAUUCAGAGAGUUCUAUUCAUUUCCCUAACUUCAAAGAUCGCUACAUAGCAAUCAAUGUCAUCAAAGCAGAGAUUGAGGCCGCUGUUUUUGAAGGUUUGAAUGAUCAAGACCGCUGGGAAUGGUUACAAGAAGAAGUGUUGGAAAAGAAGAAAAAACAGGCAAAUGAGAUGUAA
Molecule: messenger RNA, 1257 nt
Organism: Melampsora larici-populina 98AG31
Lineage: Eukaryota; Fungi; Basidiomycota; Pucciniomycetes; Pucciniales; Melampsoraceae
Exons: 4
Coding region: 1-1257 (418 amino acids)
Source: RefSeq, a predicted model, not a curated record